AUGCCCCCUUUGGACCGCGGGCAAAACGUGGUCUUCAUCGUCGACCCAGGCGUCAUGUCCGAGCCGUCCGAAGCCUACACCCGAGCACACAACGUGUAUUCGAGAACACCGUCGGUGUUCACCCACGUGAUCACCGGCAGCGUCAAGGCUGCUGGGAUGUUCGCCUCGGAGUUUCCAGGGGUAGCGACGUUCGGGUGCUUCGACGUGGGCUCAUACAAGGCCGGCCAGUGUAUCAGGUCGCAGCUGGCCAAAGCCAAGAUUGGCCGGUACCAGGCCUGGGACCUUCUUCCUCGACAGUGUGAUAUGGAAGCUCGGCUACUUUUCCGACAUGGAACGGACGAGGAUCAAGAGCUGCUUUGCUGGAGAUUGGGAGUGUCGGCACUGAAGCGGCGAAAAACGUUGGGCGUCACCGCCGGGCACUUGACCUACAUCGUGGGACGUGAAGUUUUUCACUUCUGCCGGAGCAUCAAUCCCAUCGAUGCAAAGCCGCACAAGCACCUGACAAUGCCGGCCGGGUCUGGUGACUCGUCGGCCAGUUGGCUGACGAUUCCGCUCCCUCACCCCACACUGCGACCAUUGGUGAGUAAGGCCGACAAGCAGAAGGCGGUGCUCAUGAAGUAUGACAGCAGGAACCAAAAGAAGGAUGCCAAUGCCAAGGCGCUCAACGAUGAGGAUGUUGUGCAGCAUGCAGCAGAGAUCGGUGAGGAGGAGCUGCAGCCGUUGAAUUACCUGGCGAGACAUGGCAGCUUGCACAAGGAGCUGUGGCACCUUCUGGAUGCGGGACGGCUGGUCAGCUUCAGUCCAGAGUUCAAUCAGCUAUCCGCAGCCAUGGAGCAGCGACUCUUCACCAUUGCUCUGGUGCGAAGCAGCCUCCACGAGGACCUGCUGAAGAAGGAAUUGCUCGAGUGGGUGACACAGGAGCUGCAGCGUCCUUCCAACGACCGUUUCUUCCGGCCUCAUCUGGCACCGCCUCAGAAAGACGUCGUCGAGGUGGCCCCUGCCGCCGCUGUUAACAGGGAGGCCCCGAUUGAGACACGUCCUGGGAGCACGAGCAACUGCCCGGGACAGACCGAGGAUCAGGAGGAGUAUGGCGGCGAUGACGGAGAGAUCCCUGGGCUGCUGCAGAACAUGGACGAGGACGAGGACCCGGAGGCUCAGGAGGAGUUUGAGGAGGAUCUUGAUGAGGGCAAUGCCUAG
This is a messenger RNA of Symbiodinium sp. CCMP2592, 1197 nucleotides long. The record is from the annotation of a GenBank genome assembly. NCBI's taxonomy places the organism in Eukaryota, Dinophyceae, Suessiales, Symbiodiniaceae.